Molecule: messenger RNA, 1233 nt
Organism: Pestalotiopsis fici W106-1
Lineage: Eukaryota; Fungi; Ascomycota; Sordariomycetes; Amphisphaeriales; Sporocadaceae
Exons: 1
Coding region: 1-1233 (410 amino acids)
Biological process (GO): mitotic spindle elongation; vesicle-mediated transport
Cellular component (GO): Golgi membrane
Source: RefSeq, a predicted model, not a curated record
AUGCCAGCAGACUACAAGUCCGCGGCGCGGAAUCUCUCCAUGCCGAUAUCCCCAGGCAGCGAGCCAUCGACGCCGUCGCCAGGCUCAACAUCCCCGAGCUCGUUUCCAUCGUGGGCGCGGCGCGACCAGGCCCAACGACAAACAUCAUCACCGCAUCAGCAGCAGCAGCAACAACAGUCCAGCAACUCGCGCGCCCGACGCCUCUCGCGGCCGUACUCGCGCAGCUCGCAGCAGACCGAUGGCUCCUCCCACCUCCCGCUGGGGGCGCGGCUCCUGCGCACCUCGACGACGCUCAUGAACCGCGGCAUCCGGCUGGUGGAGCGGCUCUCGCCCCUGCAGCGCGUCCUGGCCGCCGUCGCGGGCCUGGUCAUGCUCGUCCUCACGGUCCUGUUCCUCGUCUACUCGCACCGCAUCUUUGGGGCCCUCAAGCCCGUGGCCGAGGGGUGGCGGGACCUCCGCGGCGGCUGGAUCAUUGUCUGGCUCAUGACCUUUGCGACGGCCUUCCCGCCCGUCAUUGGCUACAGCAGCACCAUCACCGUGGCCGGCUUCGUCUUUGGCUUUCCCGGCGGCUGGCCCAUUGUGGCCUCGGCGACCGUCGCCGGAUCCGCCGUGGCCUUUUUGACCAGCCGCACCAUCUUCUCCGGCUAUGUGGAUCGCCUCGUGGGUGCCGACCGCCGCUUCGUCGCCCUUGGCCAGGUACUCCGUCACGACGGGCUGCUCGUCCUUGCGGGUAUUCGCUUCUGCCCUUUGCCCUAUAGUCUGAGCAACGGCUUCCUAGCCACCAUUCCCAACAUCAACCCGCUCCGCUUCGCCGCAGCCACUGCCCUCGCCACGCCCAAGCUGCUCGUGCACGUCUUCAUUGGCAGUCGCUUGGCGCAGCUCGCCGAGGACGACGACAUGUCUACCGGCGACAAGGUCAUCAACUAUCUGAGCAUGCUGGUCGGUGGCCUCCUGGGCAUGGGCAUUGGCUUGUUUGUCUACCGCAGGACCAUGGCGCGGGCCGAGGAGCUCGCACGCGAGGAGGCGGGUGAAGAUGGUCCCCUCGCUGGCGAUGUAGACUAUGAGGAUCUGGAAGAGGGCGUUUUGCAGAACCACGGCGGUUCGCCACGCGGAGAGUCGGACGCGGCUGCGCUGAUGGAUGACGACGACAUUUCCCUUUGGGAGACGGACGCCAUGGACGAUGGAUAUAGAGACGACGAACAAGACGACACGAACAAUGGUAUUCGAAAGUAA